UACGUAUCAAGAUGGUUGAAACUUUUCUUGGACUUCGUAAUAUUGAGUAAAAAUGGUAUAAAAACGCUUCAAAAUCAUAAAUUCGACGUUAAAGUUGUGAAGCGCUAAAAUGUGGAGCAGGAUAUCAGGAAUAGCACAAACGGUUCAGGAGAAGCUGGAUGAGUCCCUGGGGCCAGAUGAUGACCCUCAAGCAGCUGGGGGUGAGGAAGGAGAUGGACCCAGUGUUGGUGAUUUAUCAGCCCAGACAGACCAGCAGCAGAAGCUUAUACUACAGCUUAAAGAUCUCAUCAGGGAGAAUGAAAAUACCAUCAAGGCAAAGAACAAAGAAGUCCAGGAUACAAAUGCAAAGCUUUCAAAGAUGAAACUACAGUCAAAGGCAAAGAUAGCUAGCCUCACUCGUGAAAUGGAGGAACUAAAGAAAGGACUGUCAGAUACUAGUGACAUGGAUUCCAAUUUUUCUGAUGAUGGGGAAAUAAGUGAGCAGAAGUUCCGUGCAAAGUUAAUGGUGAUGAAGAAAAAGCUCUCAGAGAGUCGACAGAAUGUGUCGGAGCGAGAGAAGGAAUUAAAAUCUAAAAAUCUUGAGGUCUUAUCAAAAGAAAAGGUGAUAGCAGAGAGAGAUGAAGUGGUAAAAGUCCUCGAGACACAAGUCUCAGAACGUGACCACAUGAUUGAAACUCUCAAGUCUGCAGAGGGUGCUGUUGAUGCUGAAGAAAUUAAGACCAGGUUGGAAGAGAUGUAUGCUGCCAUGGUCUACAAGGACAAGAAGAUUCUAGAACUUAACGACAAGAUUCUUCAGCAGGACCAGAAAGUGAUUGAUAUUCAAGAGCUUGUGAAUGAAAAAGCUGAGGUGAUCAGAGGUCGUGAUCAAGCUAUACAGCUUAUACAAGGAGAACUUUCAAACAAGGACGCAGACAGCCAGAGUCAGAUGACACUCAUCCAAAAACUCACUUCCAAAAUCGAAACAUACGAGGAAAAAAUCAGCAUUCUUACUGAGAAAGUGGACCAAUCAGAAUCAACCUCUGCUUCCUCAGCGGAAAACUUUGGUGCUAAACUUUUAGAAAGUCAGAAAUAUUUUGAGGAAACUCUGCAGGAAAGAGAAAAUGAACUCGCCAUCUUGAAGCAAGCAUUCCGUGAGAAAGAGGAGGAGCUAUUCGCCAGAGAUAAUGACAUUAAAGACUUGAUUAAUCGUCAAGAAGAAGAAAUGAAGAAGUUGAUGAGUAAAGGAGAGGUGGAUGUACAAGAUCAGGUGCUACAGAUGUUGGAGCAGAAGGUUCGGGACAUGCAAGAGUCUCUUGAUAGCAAGGUCAAGGUCAUUGAGGUCAUCCAAAAGGAAGUUGGUGAAAAAGAACGCCAUCUUUUAGAAAAAGACACCGCCAUAAAAACAUUAACAGAAAAAUCAGAAAUGAUGUCAGAACAAAUGAAACUCAUGCAGGAAAAUUUUGUAACUUUAGAAACAACAUGGAAAGAUGAGAAAAAUGUUCUAGAAGUUGAGAAGAAGGAACUGUUUGAAAAACAUGAACUUGAGUUAAAUGAAAAGGGAACACAGAUUCAAACUCUGCAGUCAAAUUUGAAUCAAUUUGAAAGUGCUUACAAUCAAGCUGCUACCCAGUUUUCAACAUUAACUGAACAGUAUCAAUUAAUUCAAGUCGAAAAUGAAAAACUUAAAUCUGAGAAAUCAGUAACUGAACCCUCAAAUGAGGCUGAAUCUGAAAAAGGUGCUGAGACUCUCAAAACAGAACUAAAUGAAAAAGAAACACAAAUAUCCCAGUUAAAGAAUGAGAUGAAGGAGAGUAAAGCAAAAGCAGAGACUAAGUUCCUGAAAAUUAAAGCGCAGGCAACAUCAAAGGUGAAGAACCUGGAGAAACAGUUAGAGGAGCUAAAAAAGAGCUCUAAUCUAGCAGAUGAUGUUGUUUCCCUUCAAAACCAUGUAGCUGAGUUAGAAGAGGAGAAAGGAACUAUUGAAGAAGAAUUGAAGAGUGUGAAAGAACAACUUGAGAAGACGAUAGAGGAGAAGUCCAACAUUGUGCAAUUACUUGAUGCCGGGAAACUUGAAUUUGAAGCUCUUAGUCAAGAAGUUGUGUCACUGCAGGAGCAAGUGAAACAUAACCAAGUUGAGCAUAAUGAGAAGCAGGACAAAUAUCUCCAAGAAUUAGAGUCCAAGUUGGAAGAAAAGAAAGUCCUAACUGAACAGAUUCAGUCUGAGAAGGAUGGGGAGAAGAAGAAUCGAGUUACUUUUGAGAUGAAAAUUGUUGAACUUGAGGAGUUUAAGAAACAGGCAGAGCAGAACAUUGUAACCAUGACAACACAACUCGAGGAACGUGAGAAAGAACUUGGUGCACUGAGAGAUGGUGCAGUUGAGGCAGUGGAGAAAUGGGACUCUCUGCAUGAAGAGAAGGUUAACAUAGAGGCAAGAUUCAACAAUUUGGAGCAGGAAAACAAAAGUCUUCUUCAAGAGAAAUCAGAUCUGAAUGAUGAGAUUGAUAGACUCCAUCAACCUGACAUAGCAUUCCAAAAUGAGAAUGAAGAACUCAGAAAGAAGCUGGAGCAUUUGACAAGCUCCUUGGAUGCAACAACUGCUGAAUUAGCACAAAGUCGUGAAGAUGGUUCUGCCCAAUCCUCCAAAAUUGAAGAGCUCCAAGCAGUGAUUGAGGCACAAACUAAAGACAUUCAGGCAAAGACAUCAGAACUUGAGAGCCUAACUCUCACACAGGAAAAACUUGUCCAAUUAGAAGAACAAUAUAGUAAUAUUCGUCAGGAGCAUACUAAUACAAUGGCUGCUAAAGAUAAACUUGAAGAGGAAUUCUAUAUUGUCAAUGAACAACUCACUCACCAAAAACACGAGUUCCAGAAAAUCAUGAACACAAUGAUGGAGAAGGAAAGUGAAUUGAAAGUUACUGAAACCAAAUUGGUGCAGAAAGAGGAAGAAGUUGUGUCGUUUUGUUCCAAGUUUGCGAGUCGAGAGACAACUUUAGCUGAACUACAGGUUCAGUUGAAUCAGCGAGAGGAAACAUUACAGCAAAAUCUGAGUGAAUCUGAAAGGCAGGUGGUUGCCAUUGAAAUGCUUCAAGCAGAUUUGGACCAAGCAAAUGUACAAAUUGAGAACAUAACUACUGAUUAUAAAGCAGAAAAAGACCAACUUAAUGCUGCUUUUAAAGAAAAUUCGGAGGCUUUAGAAAAGCUCUCGCAGGAUUGUGCAUCAAAGGACAAUACUAUUGAUAACCUCAAGCAUGAGAUUGAGGAACAUAUCGAGAGUGUGAAAACACUUAAAGAAACUGUACAUGAAAAAGAUCACAAGGUAUCAGAGUUAGAGCUAGAAGUGAAUAAGAUCAACAGGGAACUAGAUGUUGCCAAGGACAGUCAAUCAGAGGAAGGCAAGAAGGUUGAAGCCAAAGUUAGGUCUUUAUUAGAUCAACUGAAUGAAAUGGAAGCUGAAGUUUCAUCACAACAGCAACGUGCUUCGGUAUUUGAAUCCCAGUGCAAUGAUUUGAAAACUCAGUGUCAUAAAUUAGAAGAAACCCUCAAUAGUAAAUCAAAUGAACUUGAUAAAGUGGUCAGUGAAUAUUCAUCAAAGUGUGAAAGCCUUGUUACACAAAUUAAUGAGAAGGACCAACAGAUUUCAACCAUUAAGGAUCAAUAUGAGCAGUCAGCUCAAACAAUACAAAAACAAUUCUCUGAUUUGGAAGCAAAAUACGCUUGUGAUAAAGAACAGUUUGACAAACAUGCAGAAACCUUAAGAUCAGAAUUAAGUAAAUUGCGUGCUGAAAAUGAUACAUUUCAAAAUGAGAUCAGUACCAAGAACACAAGUUUGAGCUCAUAUCAGGAAAAUGUUAACAAGUUAUCUGAGGAGCUUGUUGAGAAAGAGAAAGACCUUCAAGAUGCAAGAUUAAAACUUGAUGAAAGUAAAUCUGUGAUACAAGAAAAGGAGCAAGCUUUACAUGAGCUGAAUGCAAGUGUGACUGAGGCUGAUGUUAAAGUGCAAAGAUCGAAUGAGGAGACGAGCGUCAAGAUGUCAUCAUUGAUGGACAACCUACAAGAGAUGAAUGAGCAGAUGCAACAGUACACAAGCCAGAUAGAAGCACAGAAUACCCAAAUUGAAAACUUGAACAGCGAAUUGGAUGAGCAACUAUCAUCUAACAAAGAUCUUAAGGAUAGCGUUCAAACAAAGGAAGAACUGAUUCAAAAGCUUAAUGUAGACAUUAAAGAGUUGAAUCUAAGUAUUGAUACAAAUAAAGAAACAAUCUCUACUCUGAAAGAAGACCUUAAUAAAUCUAAUAAGACUGCUGAAAGACUACAUGAGGAAUUGAAAGCAAAGGAGGAAGUCAUAUCAACUCUAAAUGUUCAAAUGAAAGAACUCUCUGACAUUAGCCAAGAGAAGGAUUCACAAAUGAAAGCAUUACAAACAGAACUUGAAAACACAGCAGGGUAUCUGGAAGAGGAGAGGAACCUGAAACAUGAGAAGGAUGAACAAUUGGCAAACAUGAAAGCAAGCAUAGAUGAGAAAGAAUCAACCAUUGAGAAGUAUAUUGAAGAUCUUAACAAAUUGAAAAAAGUUCUUUCUGAUUCUGAAGUAAAGUCUCAUGAAUUCAACACUAAAAUUGAAGAACAAGAAAACAAACUAACUUCCAUUGAGGACAAGUGUAAAUCACUGGAAGACAUUAUUCAAGUGAAAGACCAGGAAAUUACAACCAUGAAGUCAAGUGAGAGUAAAACUGUGAUAGAAAUUGAGGGACUCAAAAACACUAUCAGCCAAAAGGAGCAAGAAUUGAAUGCUUUGAGCAGUGGGACAAGUGAUAAAGAUGAACAUAUAAGAAAGCUAGCACAGGAUGCUGAAGAGUUGCAGACUAGAUUGCAAGAGUCACUUCAAGGAUACCAGGUAUUAGAUACACAAUUUAAAGCCCUAACUAAAGAAAAUGAGGAGUUAGCUCAGAAGCUGAUAAUUGAAACUCAAAACACCACCACUUCAAAGGAAGAAAUUGAUAAACUCUCUACUAUGUUGGAAAAUGCGAAUGUUCAACUGAAGGAUCAAAGUGAGUUAAUAACUGCAAAGGAUGGAAAUUUAUCUGAGCUUGGUGAGAAACUUAAGGAUGCUCUAAGAGAGUUGGAGGAGCUGAAAUUAAAACAGGAGAACUCUUCACAAAUGCUUCGUGGAAAGGAGGAGGAAAUAUCUCAGCUGUCUAAUAAUAUAGCUGAAAAUGUUGAAACAUUCAACACCUUACAGAUAGAAUUAGAAAACAAACACAAAGAGAUUGAAGGACUUACUCUGAGCCUCAAUGCCCAAAGUGGGAUCAGUGAGGAAGUUAAACACCUUAAAGAUACAAUUCAGCAACAGCAAGAUGCAAUAUUUGACAAAGAUGGAGAGAUUACGACAUUGAGAGAAAACAUUCUGAGUCUACAAGCCAAGUGUGAUACUGCAAUGGAUGAGAGGAAUAACUUUGAAAGUAUAGAAACGAGGUCAUUGAGCAUUAUAAAUGAAAAAGACCAACAAAUUGAAGGACUGAAUGAAAGCAUUUCUACACUUAAUAGCCAGAUAAAAACAUAUGUUCAGGAGCUUGGAAAGGUUGAGAUUGAACUUGAAUCUGCCAAGCAAAGGAAUGCAGAGUUACAAACUCUCAAUGAAGAACAGAGUAUGAAAAUUGUAUCCCUUACAGAGAUCACGCAGACCUAUACACAACAACUUGAAACAAUAAGCACAGAGUUGGCCACUGUCAGAACGGAGGCUGAUAAUGCUCAAAAGACAUUCCAUGAGAAGGAAACCUCAUUAGAAGAUCUGGUUUCUAAGAAAGAUGUUGCCCUGGAAGAAAUGGUUGUUACACUAUCACAAAAGGAUGCACAAAUUCAUGAUUUAUCAGAAUCACUAACAAAAACUAAACAAGAAUUGUCCUCGUCAACUUUGGAGAUUGAAAAAUUACAAGCAAACUUGAAUAGCUCUAGCAAAGAAGAUAGUGAACUGAGAACACUUUGUUUAGAGAAGGACAGUGAGAUUCAAAGGGUAAAAGAAACAAAUGCACAAUUGAGUGACCAACUCCAACAAUAUGUUCAUAAUGUAGAGGAAAUGCAGUCUCAGUUAAAUUCUAGUCAUACAGAACUUGAGCAGGCCAAACAGCAGACAUUGACGUAUGAGAAAACUCAACAAGCAACAUUCCAAUCCCACACGGAGGAAUUAGAAACAUUGAGAGAAAAACUAAAUUCUUCUAUGAAUGAAGCUUCUACUCGGGAAACCACAGCAGAAGAAAAAGGUAAAAAGCUGAGUGAACUUACUCUCAAGUUUGAAAAGCUGAAGUCAAAAUAUCAAGAAAAGGCUAAAGAGGCAAUAGCUUUUAAGAAACAAGCAGAGGAAGCUAAGCGCCAUUUGGAAGAAAUAACAACAAAUUAUAGUGCAAAAGAGGAAAUGAUUAUAAAUCUCACUGAGAACCUUCAAAGGAUUACCAAUACCUCAAGUGGUCUUCAUCAGCAAGUAGAUGCCCAUAACAAGACAAUCCAAGAAUUGGUCUCUAAGGUAGAAAGUAAGGAUGAAAAGAUAAGAUCAUUAAUGGAUAAUAUGACAGAAAUGGAAUCUCAACUGCAAACUACAAUGACAGAAUCUGAAAAGGUACUUAAUGAAUCAGUAGGAUACAAAGAUGAACUCAAAUCGGUUGAAGAAACUGUGAAUGAAUUGAAUGUAUCCAUAAACAAAAAGGACAGUGAGAUUACCAAAAUAGAAAAAACAUUAGUAGAGAAAGAAACUCAAAUCAAAAAAUAUUUAACUCUCAUAAAGAAACUGAAACUUCAAGAAAAACAAAGGAAAGAUCAGAGUGACCAGGAAUCUCCGAAGCUGCUUGAAAUGAAUGUGGAAUUGGAGACACUAAAAUCUAAACUUGAAAUGAGGGAAAGUGAAAUAAAAGAGUUGAGUUUAGCGCUUGAAACUUCUACUUCUGACAGCUCAUCUCAAAAUAGAAGCUUUGCAAUUCUUGAAGAGUCACUUCAAAGCAAAGAAGCUGAUCUUGGUGAAACAUUGAAUAACCUUCAAAUCAUUCAAAAGGAAAAUACUGAUUUAAAUCUGGAGAUUGGUGCUUUGAAAGAACAGAUAUCUGAAAAGGAUUUGCAUGUUAAUGAUCUAUUGAAUCAGGUUGAAACUCAUAAAGAACAUACAGAAAAACUGCAAAGUCAACUAAAUGAAGCAUUACCACAAAUGGCUCAAAUUGAAAAUGUUCAGCGGUCAAGUGAUCAAAUGCAGAUGUUAACAAGUGAUGAUGCAAACAGAAGUGAUGAACUUUUACAACAAAUCGAUUCACUUAAUGCUCAAUUGAGACAACAAGCUGAGCAACACACACAGGAAGUUGAUGGCCUUAAUAAGACAAUUGAGGAAUUCAAUGUGACAGCUAACAAAAGUGCUGAGUUGUCACAAAAAUAUAAAAUUGCCCUUAAAAAGAAGCAAGAAAAGUCCAAGCAAGAUAAUGAAACAAUCAAGCAACUUGAAUCUUCACUUCAAGAUGCCAAUGCGAAAUUAGAACCAUUGACAGCAGCUUUGGAGAAACUUACAGCUCAAGAUCAGAGUUUAAAGGAAGAAUUUGACCAGAAGUUUACUGAGUUGGACCAAGCUAAACUGAAAGCAGAAAUAGACAAUGAAAAUUUAAAGAUGAAACUGAGUUCUCUGCAAACUGAAUAUGAAAGUAUGAAAAUGCAAUCUCAGAGUACUGGAGAAGAAAUUCAUGCAGUUUCUGAUGAGAAAAUGAGAUUGAAGGAAGAAAAUGCUUCCAUUUGUGAACAAAUUCGAGAGAAGGACCAAAAUCUAAAGGAUAUGUCUGAUCAGUUAAAUUCCUAUACAGAAUAUGCACAAAAUCUUCAAACUCAACUUGAGGAAUCAUUAGAAAAGCUUAAUGCAAUGAAAAUCCAAUUAGAACAGCAAACUGAUGUAAUAACCCAAUUAAAAUCAGAUUUAGAAACUUCUGAAUGUGCACAAUCUCAAAUGAGGAAUACAAUUCAACAAUUAAAUGAACAAGUUCAAAAUCAGACUAGAAAUGAUGCUGAGAGUGCAGAACUUCUUCAACAAAUUGAAUCACUGAAUGAUCAGUUGAAAAAUCAAGCUGAACAGCAUACACGGGAAGUUGAUUCCUUGAAUUCAACAAUUGAGGAAGUUAAUGUGACAUCCAAGAAAAGUGCUGAGCUGUCACAAAAAUAUAAAAUUGCUCUGAAAAAGAAACAAGAAAAGUCCAAGCAAGAUGAUGAAACAAUCAAGCAACUUGAAUCCUCACUUAAAGAUGCUAACGAAAAACUAGAACCAUUGAUGGCAGCAUAUGAGACACUAACAGCUCAAGAUCAGAGUUUAAAGGAAGAAUUUGACCAGAAGUUUACUGAGUUGGACCAAGCUAAACUAAAAGCAGAAAUAGACAAUGAAAACUUGAAGAUGAAACUGAGUUCUUUACAAACUGAAUAUGAAAGUUUUAAAAUACAGUCGCAUGAUGCCGAGAAGACCACUUUUGCCAAAGUAGUUGAGGAAAGCUCUACACUACAAGAAGAAAACAAAAGCCUUCUUGAAAAACUAAAUGUGAAGGAUUCUGAAUUAGAAUCUUUAAAACAGCAACAUGCAGAAAUGAGCCAAGAGCAUUUACGAUUACUUGAAGGUCAGAUAAGUAGCGAUGAAGCCAUUAAACUGGAGAAUAGCAAACUUGUUAAACAAUUUGCUACAGCUGAAGAAUCGAGAACCAAAUUGAUGGCCGAACUUGAAAUGUCAAAAACUCAAGUUGAGCAGUUGGAAACAGAACUAAGAGUUUUACAAAACAGUAAAGCUGAUGAGGAUGUUGAAGUUGGUCUGCUUUCUGAGAAAUUUAGCCAGAUAUCUAUUGAAAAAGAAGUUUUGCAAAAGGAGGUCACUGAGAAAUCCACAGUUAUAAAUGAGCUGAACCAAUCUAUGAGUUCUUUAAUUGAAGAACAUCAAAUAGUUACUGCAAAAUACCAAGAACUAAUGGUUGAUUUUGAAAAGGUCUCAUCUGAUGCAAUUGCACUUAAAAUCAAGAGUGAGGAGUUAAUUCAACAGGUUGAUGUGCUUUCCCAUGAGAAGACUGAAAUUCAAAGCCAAUUAGAGCGCACUAUUCAAAACAAAGAACAACAUGACUUUGAAUCAAGGAUGCAGAUUGAGGUUGAGACAUUAAGAAAAUCAUAUGAUGAGAGUUUCUCUGAGAAGGAUUCACACUUGUCAACUCUUCAAGAGAAGUAUAACGAAACAUUGAAUGAAUGUGAAAACCUUAAGCGUAAAGCUGAUGCUUCUGAGACAAAAAUGGAAAAAAUGUUGGUAAAACUCAAGGCCUUCAAAGAGAAGAAUGAUAACAUAAACACUCAGUUGAAGGAUAUGACUAAACAGGCAGAGGAAAGUAAAGCAAGAGCAAUGGACUCACAAAAUGAUCAGAUUGAUGGACUGACAAGGUCAAAUAAUGACCUUGUGAACCAGCUUCAACAAACAAGAAACGAUCUGGAUGAGUUGAGGACAAUAAAUGCUGCAAAAGAAAACCAGCUUUCUGAGUUAAUGCAUGAUAAAGAAAUAUUGGAUGCCAAAGUUGCUCAAUUGCAAAGAGACCGUGAACUUAUGAUGCAAGAGAUGGCAAGCUUAUCGGAGGAAAAUAGCCACUAUGAUGAACGUAUUACUAAAUUGAAGUCAGAAAUAUCAGAGAUGCAACCAACACUCACAAAGUACAAAAGUGAUGCUAGUCGGUAUGAAGAAGAAAUCGAAAUUCUUGAAAGUAGGCUUCAAUCAGAAAUUUCCAAUCACAUUAAAAGUGAUGAAAAGAUUAAGGAACUGAAAGUUGAGCUGGAUAAUGAAUGUUCAAAGAAUGAAAGUCUGUACAUGUCUUUUGAAAACCAAAGUGGAGAGUUGGAAUCAGAAAACAAAACUCUAAAACAAGAGUUGAAGAAUGUGAAACAAGAAAAAGAUGUAUUGAAUGCAAAAAUACAAGAGUUAACUGAAGAAUACACUACAAGUAAAGCAACGUUUGAAUCAGAAAUUGAGCAGCUGCUUCAGCAGAGUGAAAAUAUUAAGAAAGAGAUGGAUUACCAACAACAGAUCUUUGACUCUCAAAUACAAGAUGCAAGUACUCAUAAAUCUGAUUUAGAAGCAGCUGUUGAACAAUAUAAAACAAUCAGUAAUGACUUUGAGAGGCAGAAGUCAGAACUACAACAACAGUAUGACAACCUUGACAGUGAUAACCAAAACUAUCAAGAUCUUGUGGAAAAAUUACAAAGUGAACUCCAGAAUCUUAAGGACACUGAAACUCACAGCAAAGCUGAAGUUCAGGAGAUUUUAUCCAUCAAUGAAAAACUCACAGAUGAUAUUAAAAAUCUUGAACUAGUUGCAGAUGAUCUUAAGGAGGAAAAUGGAAAGCUUACUACAAGAUUGCAGUCCAAACAAGAUACAGAGGUCAAGUUGAUGGAACUUGAAGCUGAAAAAGAGACUUUGAUGCAUGAAGUUCAGACAAUGACCCAACAAGUGGAAGUUCUCAAAUCAACUGCUGAAGAUGAUAAGAAAGAGUUAAUGAAUGUAAUUGAGCAAUAUAAAGAUGAUGUAAAUGCUUUGGAGGAACAGAAUGCCAAAUAUGUUGAAGAGAUUGAAGGCUUGAAUUGGAAAGUGGAGGAAUGCAGUGAAAUGGAUAGUGAAUUAGAGGAAACUAGAAACAAACUAUUCCAGAUACAAAGUGAAAAUGGAGGAAUGAAAAAACAAAUGAAAGAUUUGAAUUCUACAUUAGAGAACCUGCAAAGUGAGUUCACUGACAUGGAAACUACUGCACAAGAAAACUUCAAAAAUUCAGAACAGCUUAACCAAUCUAUGAGCGAAAUACAAAAAGAAAAUAUGAGUACUUUGGAAGAGCUGGAGCAUAUAAAAUCUAAAUUAUCAGAUACUGAAAUAGAAAAAGAAAAAUCUGCGAAAGAUGCUGAGAAUCUUGCUGAACAACUCAAACAGUUGGAAACAUCAAUGAAAGAACAGUUAGAUGAAAGUUUGAAUGAGAGUGUGCAGACAAGAAAUCUAUUAACAUCAGAGAAUGAACAAUACAGAGCAAAAUUAAAUGAACUCAAUGAACAUAUUCAAAAUAUAUCUUCUGAUAAUACGACUCUUGCCAUGGAAAAUCAAGGAUUGAAAUUAGAACUUGAAAAUGUGAAAAGGAACAAUGUGGUGCUAGCCCGUCAACAACAAGCCAGCAUAGAUACCAGUUACCAGGGUGGUUCACUAGCAGAAGCCAGAAAGGAAGUCCAGCAAGAGCUGCAAGAAGCUAUGGAGAAUAUUCAUCAAAGAGAUCUACGCAACCAGGACCUAGCAAUGCAGAUUGGUCAACUGACAGAAGAAAGAAACCAUCUCAGAUCACAGAUGGCACGUCCUGGAUCACGCUAUGCCAAGAAGGAUCCACCUCCAAAACCAGUUGCACAUCGGGAGGUACAAACAACAGACCAUCAACUUGAAAAACUAAAAGAAGAACAAGGACAUAUGUAUGCAAGGAUUGAAGAGCUAGAAAGAACAGAACAGGAUGUAAGAGAACUAAAUAGUAGACUAGAAGAUACUAUAACUGAAGAGAGGGAUAGAAGACUUGAGUUAGAGGAUAAUUUACUGAAGUCACAACAAGCUCUCCAAGAAAGUGAACAGCAGCUUAACAGAAUCAAACCAAAAGAGGUCCACCUCCAAGUAGAGUCUGAUGAGAAAAUAAGUUUGGUGACUCGCUUCAGAGAGACUUCUCCUCGACUGAGUCGCCAGGUAAAGAGCUACUGCAGGAGGCUCCAACAGUGGAUGUUCCUACGCAGAGAUUCUCAAUGUCUACAAGGGGCAUAUAGACCUGGUGUACCAAGAAUGAGACUGAUGAUUAUUCUCUACUUUGCUCUACUACAUGUGUUGGUCCUAAGCUGUUUUGCUGGGCUGUUGUUCUAACUGCUGAUUAUAGAAAAGAAUAGUGUAAUUAUGUGAAUUGAAAGCUGUCAUGUUACCAAGUACUGUCAGGAACUUAAACCAGAAACUGUCAGAUUACUAGAAACUGUCAGAUUAUAAGAAACCGUCAGAUUACCAGACACUCUCUGAUUAC
Molecule: messenger RNA, 12032 nt
Organism: Owenia fusiformis
Lineage: Eukaryota; Metazoa; Annelida; Polychaeta; Sabellida; Oweniidae
Source: the annotation of a GenBank genome assembly